Molecule: messenger RNA, 451 nt
Organism: Adineta ricciae
Lineage: Eukaryota; Metazoa; Rotifera; Eurotatoria; Adinetida; Adinetidae
Source: the annotation of a GenBank genome assembly
AUGAAUGCUAUCGAAAUUCAAUUUCAAUUUGGACGUGAAUUUCGCACAGCAAAAUUAGAAUCCGAAAAUUAUUUGACAUUUGAAUUCCUACUUCGUCUAAUUCAACAAACAUUUUCAACCUGUAAACAUCCUUUUACGUCAUUCAUCUAUGUCGAUGACGAUGGCGAUCGCGUUACAGUUUCGAGUGAACUUGAAAUGGGCCCAUUACGAGAAUUUUAUUUUCGUAUGUGUCAAGAACAAUUAUCUUCGAAGCCUAUUCUCAAACUUCAACCUAUCGUCAACCGCAAUCAUGCUAAUUUAACAAUCGAUACCAUUUCAUCAUCUCCUGAUGAUCAAAAUAAUCAAGAAAGAAAGAAAUAUGCCUAUAUGGAAGCUAACGUUGAACACAUUCUUUCAUCAGGAAAGAUGUUAUCUCUUGACAUGCUGGAAAUUAUCGGUACAGGAAACAGUG